Molecule: messenger RNA, 1346 nt
Organism: Solea senegalensis (Senegalese sole)
Lineage: Eukaryota; Metazoa; Chordata; Actinopteri; Pleuronectiformes; Soleidae
Product: apolipoprotein Eb-like
Exons: 5
Coding region: 329-1117 (262 amino acids)
Biological process (GO): regulation of amyloid-beta clearance; lipid transport; cholesterol catabolic process
Cellular component (GO): extracellular region; intermediate-density lipoprotein particle
Molecular function (GO): lipid binding
Source: RefSeq, a predicted model, not a curated record
GGUUGAUCAGCAGAGACAGUGUCUCUGGCAAACGAGUACAGCGUUGUUUUCUGAUCAUCUCAUUAUCUGCAGAUAAUCAGUCAAGGAGAUGAGAGGUUUUCACCUGGUGACGGAGCUGAGGUCAGACCUUGGCGUCUCAUUUGUGACCUGUGCUCCUUCCAUGUGGAGCAAUAAAAGGUGACAACAGCACAGUUUUCGCUGGGAACUUCGGACGCAGGUCAGCAAUCCUGCUGACAUUUAUCGGAUCACAUCAGCGUAUAAAUACAGUGAUGAGCUCAGACAGUUUCUCAGAUCAGGAUUCACUGAGGUGUCCACUUGUCUCAUCAUCAUGAGGAUGUUUGCAGUUAUCUUCGCUCUGGCAGUUUGGUCAGGCUGCCAGGCCAAAAGUGUUCCUCAGGCAGACGGGAGGAAUUCCUGGCUCCUCAACGUCGAUGAGUUUGCGGAUUAUUUCAGUGACUUGAGCUCAAAAGCUGACGAGUUUGUCAAGAACACCAAGAAUUCCCAGAUCAACAGAGAACUGGACACCUUGAUACGGGACAGCAUGUCCGAGCUGACCUCGUACAGCAAGGAUGUGCAGGACAAACUGGCCCCGUACACGCAGGAGGCCGCAAAGAAUCUGGGCGAGGACCUGAAGACAAUGGCCGAGAAACUCCGCCAGCACAUGGAGGAGGCCCGGGAGCAGAUGGACAAGUAUGUCCAGGAGCUGCAUACCAUGAUGGAGCAGAACGCCGACGACGUCAGAAUCAGGCUGACGGCCUACAACCACAAAAUGAAGAAACGCCUCACCAAGGACACGGAGGGCAUCAAGAGACAAGUUGCUGACUUCUUUGAGGAGCUUCAGACUCGUACGUCGGACAACAUGGAGGAGGUGAAGACUCGCUUUGAGCCGUACUUCUCUAAGGUGCAGGACAACGCUCAGGCCAAGAUCUCCACACUCAACGACCUGCUCAAGUCCCAGACGGACAACCUGCAGGACAAGAUCCAGGCCACAGCUGAGGACAUCAAGGAGCGCCUUGAGACGACCACAGAGGACCUGCGGUCCACCCUGGAGGACAAGAUGAAGGAUGUGUCCAUCUGGUUCCAGCCUCUUGUCAACCUGUUCCAGGAGAAUGAGUAAAGGCUUUACUCAAAGCAUCAGGAAUGACCACCAGAGCCUGUGUGUGGUUUUAAGGAUUCAUCAAUAAAGAUGGUUGAAGGGAUGUUUGUCCACAUGUCCAUACAGUCUGUGUCUCAUCACCUGUUACAAUCCUGUCUCACAACCUGAAAUGUCGACUGUGUUGAAUUCAAGACCCACAAAUUCAAACUUACUCCAUUGCUGCUUUAAUAAAAGAAAAAAACAAAACUUC